AUGCAAAGGUCUAGAAUUGAAGCUCUUCUAGCAUCCUUUCCAAAGUUGGCUGAUUCUGGAACUCAACAUACGACGGUGGAGCAAGACAAUGUGCGAUUUGUGUACCAGCCACUGGACGAAUUAUACAUGGUCCUCAUUACGAACAAGCAAUCCAACAUCUUACAAGAUAUCGAUUCCUUGCACCUAUUCGCGCAGGUGGUCACUAGCACAUGCAAAACCUUGGAUGAGAGAGAGAUUUUAAAGAAUGCAUACGAAUUGCUUAGUGCAUUCGACGAGAUCGUCACACUUGGAUACAGGGAAAACCUUACAAUUAGCCAAAUCAAGACAUUCUUGGAGAUGGAGAGUCAUGAAGAAAGGAUACAAGAAAUCAUCUCAAGAAAUAAAGAACUCGAGGCCACGGAAGAGCGCAAGCGCAAAGCAAAACAAUUGGAAAUGCAGCGCAAGGAGGUUUCAAGGAGUGGUAGAAGUGCUAUACCAAGUAGGCCACAGUAUCCCACAUACACACCACCUACGCAAUCCGCAAACACCGAAACCUAUGAUUCAUAUGAAGCUGCCAAAAAUAAAACUUUCAAAGCUAGCGCACCGAAAGGCAAAGGAAUGCAAUUGGGAAAGAAGUCGAAGACUACAGACAUGUUUGAAAGAGUUCGUGGAGAUAUGGGUGCUGAAGUAGAAGAAACUGUCUCAUCGCCACUUAUUCCAAAUCAUCCUACACCAGCUGCUGCCGAACAAACCCCUCACACUCCCUCCGCAAUGGACCGUGAUGCUAUUCACGUUACUAUCUCGGAGUCGAUCAAUGCCAAAUUAUCUCGAGAUGGAUCACUCAAUUCCUUGGAGGUUAAGGGUGAUUUGAACUUGAGGAUCUCAGACCCUACACUUACCAAGGUCAAAUUAGAUAUCGUUGCCAACCAGAGUCAUGGAGUGCAAUUCCGCACGCAUCCAAAUGUCGAUAAGGGAGCAUUCAAUGGAUCUAAAGCCAUCCAAAUGAGCAAUGUUUCGAAGGGCUUCCCUGUCAAUAAUUCGGUUGGUGUCCUAAGAUGGAGAGCUCAACCAAAGACAGAUGACACCAGUGCCUUACCAAUUCAAUUCACUGUAUGGGUUGUUGGUGGACAAGGCGAUCCUCUCAACAUUACUGUAGAAUAUGAACUUACAGGAGAGGACCCUCUUCAGGAUGUUACCGUUACUAUUCCAUACGCCUCGAGCGAGCCCGCAGUAUCUAGCUUCGACGCAACGUAUGAAGUCUCUGGGGAUAGCCUUGAAUGGACGAUUGGAUCUGUGGAUUCCUCUAAUGGAGCUGGCUCUUUUGAAUUCGAAGUCCAGGAUGGGGAUGAGAAUGAUUUCUUCCCAAUGCAAAUUAAAUUUGCCAAAACAAAGCCUUUUAUUGAUGUUGAUGUUACCGAAGUCACAUUACUAGAACUAAACGAGGCCGUAGAUUUCUCAAAGGAUAUCAAGUCGGUCGCUGAUUCUUAUCUGGUGGAAUGCAAUUUUAUUCCAGCGGACAAGAUGGUGGAGGUCAAGCGUCUCGAGCUACUCGGCGAGAAAACUUUGCAUCAAACGGUGAAUCCUAAACUGCUCGUGUAUUGUCCGUCGAUGGACCUGAUAGCAUUGGGUAGCACAGACCAGCAAGUUUUAAUCUACCGUUUGAAUGGACAGAGAGUUUAUGGGGCUGCACAGAAAGUCAAUACUCUUCGUGUUGAAAAAAUUAACUGGAAACCAAAUGGCCAAUUACUAGCAAUCGCCUGGAGUGAUGGAUCUGUACGCCUCAUAGGGGCAGAGAGUACAAAGGUGGUUCACCAUUUCUCUACAACUUCAGAUGAUCAGGAGUUCUCUGGGGUCACGUGUAUGAGUUGGAGUUCAAAUACAAUUGGUAGAAGAGUUGAGAGUAAAGCAUCAAAGCUUGUCCCAGAUACAUUAAAGGAAAUAUUUGAGGAUGAGAAGCAACUGUCAACAGAGAAGGCCGUCUUGGACUUGCCGAAAGAUCUCACCCUCCUUGACAUUGAACCUAGCCUGCCAAAGCUAAGUGUACUCCCUGCAGGAGGAACCUCAGAUGAAGUUUUUAGCUCCAGGUCUUCUUUAGAUGCACUUUUCCGACCCUUCGACCCUGAAGAUAAUGACAUGGCCGAUGUCAUGGUGGUUGGGACGAAGGAAGGCAACAUCCAUCUGAGCAUCUACGACUCAUUUGUUGUAGGAUCUUUCAAAUCCCCAGUCAUAGUUCAGAGACGUCCGGCAUAUCUUAUUUCACAUGCAUCCCAUAAAUUAUAUUCGACUCAUGCAUUGCUCAUGAAAACCACCGAAUCUGAAGAAAGGAUCUAUUUCGUCCCAAUGGAUCUUCGUUUCUUGUCAGCUUCUAGCGAAUAUCUCUCCAUCCUUGCAUCGCGAUCAACAGCUUUAGAGAACCUUCUUAGAUAUAUCAAUCAAAUACAAUGUCUUAUGCUUGUAGAAUGGAAGUCAACCCAAGAAUUACCCAGCAGGUUCCUCCGAAACGUUAAUGAAACCCUUGCUGAACAAGAUAAUCGAGAUAUUGUACAGGCACUUUAUCAUUCAGUUGCAACUGGCCAUACCUUUCCAGUUGUGCGGGAAUGGCUUGUGGACGAACUGACAGAAAGAGGUCACAAAAGAUGGGACAAAGCCGUGGUAUCAGGUCUUGAAAACCUCCGGCGUUUAGUUCAUGAGAAUAUGCUUCCAGCCCUAGAUCGUUGUUCUGUCAUUCUCAGCCGAUUGAAUGGAAUUGCCAAAUUUCAAGGCUCGGAUUCUUCAUUGGGCUUUUCCAGUGCUCAAAUAACUUCGAUUAUGGAUACGAUCGCGUCUCUACAUCUUGUUUCUGCCAAAAUUUUACUUCAAGUAGUAGAUGAGCUCGACCUUUUUACUUCAUUUUCUGCUUGGCUUCGUCACGAGAUAGAUAGGCUCGCAUCUGAUGUGUCUUCACAAAAUGAUGAUGGCGAUAAAGAGGCUUUAAUUGAUCACGGUAAAGUAUUACUGUACAUUCAAACAGUGAUGACCAAUAGCCCUCUAGCAGCUUUCAUAGGCGAGGUUAAAUCUGAAGACUACGAGGAAGAAAGUGCGCAUGUAGGGAAAGGCGCUCAAAUGUUUGAUCUGCUCACAAGACAGUUAGAAAAGCAAGAGCAAGGUCUCAAAUACAGAAAAACUCUGCCGCAAGUGGAAUUUCUUUGCAAGUAUUUGAGGACUCAGGCGACCAGUAUCUUUACUCAAAUUGCAGAUGCCGAAAAGAGUAAUGUCCUUUUCGGUAAGGCGAGCGAACUAGGCAUGGCUCACAAAGAUGUGCCUGUCGAGAUGAAGAUGAAGAUAAUUGAUCGUAACACAUGUCAUGGCUACAUCGCCUUUGUGCCAAAAGACUUCUUGAAUCAAGUCCAAGUCGUUCAGGUUGAGCUUCUCAUCGAGAGUGGUAUCAGCACUGUGCGCAGCACAAGUUCUUCUAUCAUGCAGCUUGGCAAUGGGCAGAUCAAGGAUCUUAAAUUUUUGGACGACAGGACCAUACUCGUGCUAUGGGAGGCCGACGGGAAGUGCAAUCUUCUCGGUAUAUUCUACAGCGUUGGAGGUGAAGGCCACAUGAAAUAUCAACCUCAUAGAAUCUCUGCAAGUCGCUCUAAAGUAAUUGUUUUCAGCAACGAGGAGGUAAUCGACAGGUUUCUGCAAAGUGAAUUUGCAGUCGAUGAGUCAUUUAUCCCAGAAUAUAUGAUGAUCCGACCACAAAUUGGCUCCAAGAACAACGACGAAAGGAAGAGAUUAGUGAUUUUGGCCAAAGAUAGACUUCAUUACAAAGUUUUCAAAUGGACUGGGGCUCCCUCUGAGGGAAAAAUCGAUGAGGAUGUUCCAAUGUCAUGA
Messenger RNA from Botrytis fragariae, 3840 nucleotides. Its product is annotated as putative anaphase-promoting complex component cut20 apc4 protein. The transcript is spliced from 11 exons. Gene Ontology annotation, biological process: Golgi localization; retrograde vesicle-mediated transport, Golgi to endoplasmic reticulum; endoplasmic reticulum to Golgi vesicle-mediated transport. The coding region runs from base 1 to 3840 and encodes 1279 amino acids. Lineage: Eukaryota; Fungi; Ascomycota; Leotiomycetes; Helotiales; Sclerotiniaceae. Gene Ontology annotation, molecular function: protein binding. The record is from RefSeq and is a predicted model, not a curated record. Gene Ontology annotation, cellular component: COPI vesicle coat; cytosol.